AUGAAUGAUGAAUUACAAGCUCUUGGAAAGACGCACACUUGGGACUAUGUUGACUUACCUCCUGGUAAAAGGCUCAUUGGCUACAAGUGGAUCUACAAAAUCAAGACUCACUCUGAUGCUGUUGCUGCUGCCAAGCAAUGGCCUUUUCUUUAUAUGGAUGUCAAAAAUGCUCUCCUUAAUGGGACUCUUUCAGAAGUAGUUUAUAUGAAGCCACCUCCUGGCACUUCUCCUCCUCCUCACAAGACCAUCUCUGAUCUCCAACAUUAUCUUGGUCAAUAUUUUGAGAUGAAAGACCUUGGGUUUCUCAACUACUUUCUUGGCCUUGAAGUCUCUCGGCGCUCGGAUGGGUAUUUAUUAUCUCAAGCCAAAUAUGUCUCAGAUCUCUUAGUUCGCUCAGGAAUCACUGAUUCCAACAUAACUUCGACGCCAUUAGAUCCCAAUAUUCAUUUGACCCCUUAUGAUGGUGUUCCUCUUGAAGGUGUGAGUCGGUUGACAGUGAGUCGUCUAGACAUUACAUAUGUUGUUCAUAUUGUUAGUCAGUUUAUGGCUGCUCCUAGAACCAUUCAUUUUACUUCUGUGUUACGUAUUCUUCGCUAUAUCAAGGGAAUCUUGGGGCAUGGACUUCAGUUUUCUUCUCAAUCCUCACUCGUGUUAUCUAGCUACUCUGAUGCAGAUUGGACUGGGGACCCUACCGAUCGACGUUCUAUAAUAAGUUACUGUUUCUACUUAGGAGAUUCUCUCAUUUCUUGGCGUAGUAAGAAACAAAGUGUUGUCUCUCGUUCUAGUACUGAAUUAGAAUAUCGUGCUCUUGCUGAUGCUAUCGCUGAACUCCUAUGA
Cucumis melo (muskmelon) is the source of this 837-nucleotide messenger RNA. RefSeq lists its product as uncharacterized. The record is from RefSeq and is a predicted model, not a curated record. The transcript is spliced from 3 exons. Bases 1 to 837 code for a protein of 278 amino acids. NCBI's taxonomy places the organism in Eukaryota, Viridiplantae, Streptophyta, Magnoliopsida, Cucurbitales, Cucurbitaceae.